AUGAAGUUCGCCGCCGUUCCCGUUCUGGCCCUCUGCCUUUCUCUUGUCAGCGCGCAAGAUGAUCCCCAGCGCGGCUUUGGCCUGGGUGGAAGAACCGCGACUGCUGCCCCUGCGACACGGGAUCGGGAGAUUCGAUCUACUGCAACGGUGGGAAUCUUGGACCUCCAGGAAGAAACGCAUCGGACUGACUCGUGCGUGCUAGUCGACAAAACCUCGACGACUGGUUACAGAUGCUCCAAGUUGAACCCGCAGCACGCCUGGUGCCACGCCAACAAAGGAAAGUGUGGUGACUGGGACCAUCUCGCUUAA
This is a messenger RNA of Colletotrichum higginsianum IMI 349063, 309 nucleotides long. RefSeq lists its product as uncharacterized. The coding region runs from base 1 to 309 and encodes 102 amino acids. The record is from RefSeq and is a predicted model, not a curated record. NCBI's taxonomy places the organism in Eukaryota, Fungi, Ascomycota, Sordariomycetes, Glomerellales, Glomerellaceae. The transcript is spliced from 2 exons.